Molecule: messenger RNA, 1338 nt
Organism: Scheffersomyces stipitis CBS 6054
Lineage: Eukaryota; Fungi; Ascomycota; Pichiomycetes; Serinales; Debaryomycetaceae
Gene: DBP8
Product: ATP-dependent RNA helicase
Exons: 1
Coding region: 1-1338 (445 amino acids)
Molecular function (GO): nucleic acid binding; ATP binding; RNA helicase activity
Source: RefSeq, a predicted model, not a curated record
AUGUCUUUUGAGGAUCUCGGAGUUUCCCGGUGGCUCUCGGAAGCCCUUGCGGCCAUGAAGAUCCAUACACCAACAGCCAUUCAGUCAGGAUGUAUACCCAAGAUUCUUCUGGGACACGAUUGUAUAGGAGGUGCCAAAACAGGUAGUGGUAAGACAAUCGCAUUUGCUGCUCCUAUGUUAACACAAUGGUCUGAAGACCCCUUUGGAAUUUUUGGCUUAGUUCUUACUCCUACUCGUGAGUUGGCACUUCAAAUUGCUGAACAGUUCGCUGCCUUGGGAGCUUCCAUGAAUAUCAAAAUUAGUGUAGUUGUAGGAGGGGAAGACUUCGUCAAACAGACGCUUGAGCUCCAGAAAAAGCCUCAUUUUGUCAUAGCUACUCCUGGAAGAUUGGCGGAUCAUAUCUUGAACAGUGGAGAAGAAACGAUCUCUGGACUCAGACGAAUCAAGUAUCUUGUACUUGAUGAAGCAGACAGACUUUUGAGUAAUAGCUUUGGUGGAGACUUGGAGAGGUGUUUUUCUGUCCUUCCGCCUUCUGAAAAGAGACAGACCUGUUUGUUCACAGCUACGGUAACUGAUGCAGUUAGAGCGUUGAAGGAGAAGCCUCCGGCGCAAGGAAAACCUCCUGUAUUCUUGCACGAAGUAGAAACCGUGGACCAAGUGGCCAUCCCUUCGACUUUGUCUAUCAAAUACGUCUUUGUUCCUUCCUAUGUCAAGGAAGCUUACUUAAACAGCAUUCUCCGCUUGCCUCAGUACGAAAAGUCGACAGCGGUGAUCUUUGUAAAUAGAACCACCACGGCCGAAGUGUUGAGAAGAACACUCCGGAAGUUGGAGUUCCGAGUAGCUUCGUUGCACUCGGAGAUGCCGCAGAGUGAAAGAACGAAUUCUGUGCAACGUUUUAAAGCUGGUGCAGCCAGAAUCUUGAUUGCUACCGAUGUGGCUUCUAGAGGGUUGGAUAUACCGUCUGUUGAAUUAGUAGUAAACUUCGAUAUUCCAGCUGAUCCCGACGAUUUCAUUCAUAGGGUCGGUAGAACUGCCAGAGCAGGAAGAAGUGGUGAUGCCGUUACUAUAAUCGCGGAAAAAGAUAUCGACAGAAUCGCUUCUAUCGAAGAGAGAAUAAAUAAGAAAAUGGAGUUAUUGGAAGAAGUCACUGACGAUAGUGUGAUCACAGACUCGUUGACGGCAACUAGUGUGGCCAAAAGAGAGUCACUCAUGGAGAUGGACAAGGAGAAUUUUGGAGAGAAGAGAAAGAUUAAUAGAAAAAAGCGUGGUCUUGAGACUGAAAAGAUCAGGGUGGUGAAGAGCAAGAAGGAGAAAUCCAAGAAGUCUCUUAGGCAAUAG